This is a messenger RNA of Saccharomyces eubayanus, 1179 nucleotides long. It is a transcript of the gene VMA5, whose product is annotated as H(+)-transporting V1 sector ATPase subunit C. Gene Ontology annotation, molecular function: proton-transporting ATPase activity, rotational mechanism. NCBI's taxonomy places the organism in Eukaryota, Fungi, Ascomycota, Saccharomycetes, Saccharomycetales, Saccharomycetaceae. The coding region runs from base 1 to 1179 and encodes 392 amino acids. Gene Ontology annotation, biological process: proton transmembrane transport. The record is from RefSeq and is a predicted model, not a curated record. The transcript has a single exon. Gene Ontology annotation, cellular component: vacuolar proton-transporting V-type ATPase, V1 domain.
AUGGCUACUGCGUUAUAUACUGCAAACGAUUUUAUAUUAAUCUCUUUACCUCAAAAUGCCCAACCUGUUACCGCCCCUGGUUCCAAAACCGAUUUGUGGUUUCACGAGAGUUUAAUUGGCGGUAGAGCAUUUGUUUCUGAUUUUAAAAUUCCCGAAUUCAAGAUCGGGUCCUUAGAUACAUUAAUAGUUGAAUCGGAAGAGCUUUCUAAAGUAGAUAACCAAAUUGGAGCUUCUAUAGGCAAAAUCAUUGAAAUUCUUCAAGGCCUAACUGAGACGAGCACCAAUGCUUACAAAACUUUACCGAUCAACAACAUGCCAGUUCCUGAAUAUUUGGAAAAUUUUCAAUGGCAAACUAGAAAGUUUAAGUUGGAUAAGUCUAUUAAAGAUUUGAUUACAUUGAUUUCUGACGAAUCAUCUCAAUUGGAUGCUGAUGUGAGAGCUACAUUUGCAAAUUACAAUAGUGCCAAAACCAACCUGGCUGCUGCUGAAAGAAAGAAAACUGGUGACCUUUCUGUUAGAUCCUUACAUGAUAUUGUCAAGCCAGAAAAUUUUGUUCUACAUUCUGAACACUUGACCACUGUUCUUGUAGCAGUUCCAAAAAGUUUGAAAUCUGAUUUUGAGAAUUGUUAUGAAACUUUGUCCAAGAACGUUGUACCAGCAUCUGCAGGUGUAAUUGCCGAAGAUGCUGAGUAUGUCUUAUUCAAUGUUCACUUGUUCAAGAAAAAUGUCCAAGAGUUCACAGCGGCUGCAAGGGAGAAGAAGUUUAUCCCUCGUGAAUUCAAUUACUCCGAGGAACUAAUUGACCAAUUGAAAAAGGAACAUGACUCUGCUGCAAGUUUAGAGCAAUCUUUACGUGUCCAACUAGUUAGAUUGGCCAAGACUGCUUAUGUUGAUGUCUUCAUAAAUUGGUUCCACAUCAAGGCCUUGAGAGUGUACGUGGAAUCCGUGUUGCGUUAUGGUUUACCACCUCAUUUUAACAUCAAGAUCAUAGCUGUUCCACCAAAGAACCUCUCUAGAUGUAAAUCCGAAUUAACUGAUGCUUUCGGAUUUCUUGGUGGUAAUGCUUUUAUCAAAGACAAAAAAGGGAAAAUUAACAAGCAAGAUACUUCGCUUCAUCAAUACGCUUCCCUUGUCGACACAGAAUAUGAACCAUUUGUGAUGUAUAUAAUCAACUUAUAA